Colletotrichum graminicola M1.001 is the source of this 2079-nucleotide messenger RNA. RefSeq lists its product as uncharacterized. NCBI's taxonomy places the organism in Eukaryota, Fungi, Ascomycota, Sordariomycetes, Glomerellales, Glomerellaceae. The transcript is spliced from 2 exons. The coding region runs from base 1 to 2079 and encodes 692 amino acids. The record is from RefSeq and is a predicted model, not a curated record.
AUGGACGAAUCCGCGCCCAAGCGCCGGAGGGUUUCGCCACGCCUCAGCAGCCAGCGCGACGGCGACAGCGAUAAUAAUGAUUCAACCACGCCGCCCGGCCCUCCCCCACCACGAAGCAGAAUCCCGAGAAGGCCUUCUUUCGCGUCGCCAACAAGGGCAAGCUUAGCACGAUCAAAUCCCGAUCUUCUGCGGCAAAGAAGCAGAAGCCUGAGCCCCACCAAAGGUGGCAGCGGCAAUCCGUCAACACAAGCUCCACAAGAUGCUGUGGGAGACGAGCCAGCCGCCCAAGCUGGGGGCCAGGCCGAACGUUUCCUAGAGAGGGGGGCUACGCGUCCGAGAAGUGACAUAUCUGGCUCGACAGCUGUCGAAUCCCAAAACUUGGGCUCUCCUGCACGAAGAAUCCCGGCAUCGAGGCUCAGCGGUGCACUGGCAACGAGACCACGCCGGUCGGGCGGCCUGCCGAAUCCCAGGCCACUCCCCGACCCCGGGCCAGAUGACGAAGAAAUAAACCCGUUUGCUGGGCGCGUUCUGAAUCGCACGCCACCGACCGGUGUCAUUCCCGCGCGAGCACCACCUCCCCAACCAGAGCCUGACGAGGAGCCCGAACUCCCGCCCACACCGACCCAAAAGGGACAGGACGAUCCUGUGGUCACAACACCUCCCUUGGGCAUCCACGAUACACCUUCGAGACGGAGACGACGUAUUUCUUCACCGUCAAAAAGUUCGCCAUUGAAGCAGCCGCCUCUUCGCCCGCCUGAGUUUACACAGACGACAAAGGACCCAUUCAAGAAGGCAAUGCAGCGCCCUGUACGGGAAAGGAGCCCAAGCAGGCUUGCGCGGAAGACGCAGUCCACCAAAGGUCCUUCAGGGACGCACGAAGCCCGCGGGAUCCCCGUACCAGACCCGAACUCAGAUCUCAGGCAGACGCGAGACGCGCUACAGGCGGAGAUUGCGAAGCUCGAGGCGGAUUUGGAGUUCGCAACUGUGGAGAACGAAAGGGUGCGGAAGACGCGUUCCCUAAGAUCGGAUGCCCAGCCUCUCUCAACGUCCCGCCGAGAGCAACUAGUCGACUUGCUGCGACGGCAUCUUGUACGCCCAGAAAAGGAAGCCAAGCCAGAUGCAGCGCAAGAGUGGUUAGACCUCGCAAUGAACCCAAUAAGUUGGCUAUCAUUCGGGUCUCUCGGCCAAACUUCGGUCUUCUCUUCUACAGAGGAAGAAGAGGAUCUCCCUCCUCCGACGUCGCAUCACCCAAUCGCGCUGUCGGCCACCGAUGAGCUUCCGUACCUGCAGGCAUUUACUCCAUUUGAGUUCUCAGGGGCAACAACCAUGCUGCCGAGAGAAAGCGACUCGGAACCCUUGCUGCGAAAACACAGCAUCGUCAUCAGAUCAGCACAUCCCGCAGGGCUCUUCAUGGCCAAGAUUGAGAUGACUGUCGACACCGAAAAGCUGCAGAUCACGGAGCUCAUUGUACCCCGCCUAGACCCCGCGGCCGUGGCAGAAGUCGGCCCCUUUGUCCAAAAAGUCACCCAAGGAGGCUCUAAUACCCACAUGAACCGAAACGUCACCAUUGUCACUUGGGCGAUGGCUGAGUGGUAUCGUAUUGCGAUUGAGCGUGCCAACGUCUGGUACACACUGGAGAGCGAGCUCGGCGACAAGGAGAAACUGGUACAGAGUGUGGCCAAAAUACGUACAAGGCGAAAGAAGCGCAGGAGGAAGGCCGAUGACGAAGACGAUAGUCAAGAGGCCGCCGCCGAAAAUACCCACGCCGAAAACCUUCCGCGGUCGGCGUUACUACGUCAUCUUGGGAAGACCGCCUACGAGAUCCCUAUCCCCGAUGCUGUCAAAGAGGAAGCAUCGUGUCUUAGGAUACAUUGGAAAAUUGAGUUUGACUGGACUGGCGAGGCGCAGAGCAAGGUUGGAUUGAUGAUUGGUAUGCCUGGGAAGUGGCACCGGGGUGAUAAGCGCGGAUCACUGGCCGCGGCGUCUAAGGUUUUUGAAAAACUUGUUCAGGGUAACGAAGGGCCGAUGACGGCUGUACGGACUGUUGUUGCCUUGUUGGCUGGCGAUGCGUUGUCUUGA